AUGUUGGUUUUCUUACAGAUCAUCGCCUCGCAGCCUGGCGGUGGAUUCGCGUUCCUCCAAAAGAAAUUUGAGACGUAUAAUGACAGAAUCUGCCCAAUGCUCGUCUACCAUCCGCCUAAGCUGACGGCGAUCCGAAGUGUAGAGACACGCACUUGGGUCAUAGGCAAUGUCAAAAAAGGCGUUCAGUCACAGGAAGAUGGCGGUGAACCAAGCUGCGAUUACUACAUGGCAGUAUGUUUGGCUGAUGGUACCGUGCUGUUGCUGGAUGCGGAUUUGGAGAAGAACGAGGUGCUCUGGUGUGCACAACUGCAAAUCCAAGGCGAAUUGUUUGGCCUCUCAACACUCAACUUCACGAGUGAAGAUACAGAGGAUGUGUCAGUGUGCUGCUGGGACGGUUCUACGUACAUUUUCAACUACCGGAAGGACAUUCUGCGCUUUCUGGUGGGGCAGUCCUGCCAAGCAUUUACCUCAGGCAAGUACGCUGUAAGACGAGGGCACAACGAGCCGGUGUUAGUGUAUGCCACCUGCGAGAGCUCACUGCUCAUUUACUACAACCUCAAUGUGGACUCCAUUCCCAUCUAUUCGCUGACACAAAAGAUAUCUCUGAGGCCUAGUCUUCUGAAGAAGUUGGAGGAUUUAGGUGUGAAUACCUCGGAUUCGGAGCAAGUCCGCCAGGCUGUGCAUAACCUACUCUACGAAUUUGGACGACGUGAAAAACACCAGCCUCUCAAGGCGGAUUGA
Dibothriocephalus latus is the source of this 741-nucleotide messenger RNA. The record is from the annotation of a GenBank genome assembly. NCBI's taxonomy places the organism in Eukaryota, Metazoa, Platyhelminthes, Cestoda, Diphyllobothriidea, Diphyllobothriidae.